This is a messenger RNA of Pseudophryne corroboree (corroboree frog), 1595 nucleotides long. RefSeq lists its product as uncharacterized. NCBI's taxonomy places the organism in Eukaryota, Metazoa, Chordata, Amphibia, Anura, Myobatrachidae. The transcript has 2 exons. Bases 148 to 1206 code for a protein of 352 amino acids. The record is from RefSeq and is a predicted model, not a curated record.
AUUUCCCGGGUCGAGCAUACCGGGAUUUCAACCCUGGUCUCGACCAGGGUUGGUCCCGGGACCGUCCCGGGAAGCUGGGUAGUGUGAAAGGGCCCGUCCCGGGAUUCACUACCCGGGACUGUUAAAAGGCCUCCGAUUGGAGCUUUCAUGGGCUCAGAAAAGAUGAUGUCAUCUUUCAGAGCCCUGGGGAGCGUCCUUGAUGCGUGUGAGGAAGGCAGCAUGGCGACCUGGACAGACCAGGAGGUUAGAGAGUUGCUGAGCAUUAGGGGAGAGGAGGAAAUAAUGAGGCAGAUCACAGGCACAGUUAAAGAUGCAGUCAUUUAUAAAAACAUCUCCAAGAUGCUGGAAGCCAGGGGAAUCAUCCGCACACAGCAGCAAGUGUUAAACAAAAUGAAAACUCUUAAAAAGCAGUUUCUGAAGGUGCAUGACAACAACAGGAAAAAGAGCGGUGUUGGCCGUAUCGACUGGCAGUACUAUGACAUCUGUGCCAAUAUCUUUGGAAACACAGCUAUAUGCAGUCCGAUGAGUCUGUCUUCCAGUUCACAGUACACUGCUACAGAAGGCACUCCAGAAGAGACACAGACAAGCAGUGACGUCUGUCCGUCAUCCCCGUUGUUAAUUGACGACACACCUGAGGACAGCGACACAUCCUCCCAGCCGUCCAUAAACACAUCCAGAAACGACGACAGCAUAACUGCAACCAUUGAAGACGUCGUGGAAGCUCAGACCAGUGACAGUGGGACUGUACAAAGUACCGUCACCCCAACUUUACAGAAAAACAUUUACACCGUACCGCCUAGAAGGAAGAAACUGAACAGAGCGGAGCAAGUGGCUAAAGCCAUGUCAAAUGUCCUUGUCGACCAACUCCGAGAGAUGGACGCUACAAUGUCCGCACAGGAGGAUGCAAGGCUCGACAGGUUUCUAGAGGCAGAACGCCAAAUGCAUGAUGCAUUUCUUUCCCAAGUCAUGACAAUGCAGGAACGCAUGAGUAGAGAGCAGUAUGACCGCCACAGGGAAUUGCACCAAAUGAACAUGGCGUUCUAUGAGCGCAUGACCAAUACCUCAAGAGCACCAAUCCAACACCACAACUCACAAUACCCUGAGCAGGGUUUUUCAUCAUUUAAUCCUGGCCCAUACUAUGCCCCAAAUACUGCACCAUCUAGUGCGCAAAGCACAGAGUUUACUGUAUUGCGCAAUUUGCCGUGAAACACAGUGAAUUUCUUAUUGUUGUUAUUUGUUGUUAAAUAACCACAGUGUGGUCAUUGUUUAUGCACAACUGUUUGUGCCUUCUUUAAUUUUUUUUCUAUGUUCUGUUUUGUAUAGUGUCUACAUUAAAGCACUUUUUAUUUAUUUUUUACACAGUAAUAAUAUACUGCAGGGACACUGUGGUUUAUGGUGUUGUAUCUACAAGCCUACCAGUGUGUUGUUUUUUUUUAUGCCAAUCAAAACUUGUUUGCAAAUCUAUGCAUAACAUUCCCAUUUGUGCGUAACAGUAGACCAUGUUUUCAGUGUUUUCUACAUUGUUUCUGCAUAUAUACAAAGUUUGUGGCAAUGUGUUUUUUUUUGGAAAAUCAUAAAUAUUGAAACCAAAGAUC